CUUGUUCGGUGUGAAUGAGUGAGAAAAUCAUGUUUUAUAUACAAAUUUCCCACUUCUUUGUGAUGGAAAAAACUUCUGUUUUUGAUAAUGUCAAAGUGAAUCACAAGACGAAGAGUAUAGUUAUUUGUUUUAUAUAUAUAUAUAUAUAUAGUUGUAAAUGAGUUUAUACGGAAUAAAAUAUAUGAUGAGUGAGACUUUAUAUAGCAAGAAUAGCUAGUUACUGUGACACUGAAUAAAAUAAGUAUAUGUGCAUUAAUCAGACAUGACUGUUAAGGGCACAUGUGGAAUGGACAAAUGUGGUGGAUGAUAUAGAUGAUAAAGGGGGGAGAGGGAUAAAUGAACAGUGAAACAUAGGUGAAAUGUGAAAUCCAUAAAAGCUAUAUUUCCUACAUUCACAAACAAGUUAGGAGUAACAUAUUCAAUUCAAUUCAAUAUAAUGGUUGGUUGCUUCCUACUGGUGAAGGGGACCCUGUCGUACCACAGGGGUUUAUCAGGGUAUGACCCAUUUCUUCUAUGGGUCCCUCUUUCCUACAACACCUCACCCUACCACCCCUGCUACCCCUCAACCCCUUUUCUUCCUUCCCUUAUAAGUGUUGUGGGUGACUAUUAUUUUCGGGACGUAUUAGAAAAAAGAAGAAAAGUUGUAUUCUUGGAUGCAUCCUUUUGCUUUCUACAUUUCACUGAUAUUCAUUCAACUGAUCCUCAACUUUCUUGCUAGCUUCUUCUUAAUAAUAUAAUAUAUUUUUUUUCUUACUCCUUUAGUUGUUCUUGUGUAAAUAUAUAUGUACAUGUAAUGAUGAAUUCAGCAGGAGGAGCACAAGAUAAUAAAGACGAGUCGGAAAUUAGCAAUAAGAAGAUAAAGAGAAAUCGCGACAGUAGCAAGCAUCCGGUAUUUCGAGGAGUCCGAAUGAGGAAUUGGGGAAAAUGGGUGUCAGAAAUCCGCGAGCCGCGUAAGAAAUCGCGUAUUUGGCUUGGUACUUUCCCAAAUCCAGAAAUGGCAGCUAGAGCUCAUGAUGUGGCAGCGUUAAGCAUAAAAGGUAAUUCAGCUAUUCUCAACUUUCCUGAACUAGCUGCUUCACUUCCUAGACCAGUAACACUCAGUCCACGUGACAUUCAAGUAGCAGCAGCUAAAGCAGCAGCAAUGGACAAGUUUGAUAACAAUAACAAUAAUAAUAUUACUUCGCCCAAUAAUUCUUCUACAACCACUACUUCAACUCCACCAUCGUCAAAUGUGUCACCUUCUUCAUCUUUAUCAUCGUUGGUAUCCGCAAUAGACCUGGCAACAUCUGAGGAAUUGACACAAAUUAUUGAGUUGCCGAGACUAGGGACAAGUUUUUUCGGUGACGAAUUGAAGAACGAUUUUGUAUUUGCUGAUUGUUCAACUAUGGAAACAGGCUGGUUAUAUCCUGAGGAUGGGGGAAUAAUUUCGACCUGUUUUGAGCCAUCUUUGUUGUGGAAUUACUAAUUUAAGUGCUACAUUCGUGUGUGGUGGAAGUGGAACCCUUCGAAUUUGUGUGGACUGUCAAUUUUUUUUUUUUUUUCCCUCUUUGCUUUGUUGGUUGUAUAAUUUUUUUUUUUUUUUUUUUUUUUUUUUUAAGCCUUUUCUUCAAUUUUUCUGUAGAGGGGCUAAAAAGACUUUUCAUUCUCCAUUUCCUUUGUGUAACUUUCUCUCCUCUUCUUCUUGUUCAAUAAAAUCUAACUGUACAGUGUUAGGAAGGGAAGAA
Messenger RNA from Capsicum annuum, 1724 nucleotides. RefSeq names its product dehydration-responsive element-binding protein 3. Lineage: Eukaryota; Viridiplantae; Streptophyta; Magnoliopsida; Solanales; Solanaceae. The transcript has a single exon. The record is from RefSeq and is a predicted model, not a curated record. Gene Ontology annotation, molecular function: DNA-binding transcription factor activity; DNA binding. Gene Ontology annotation, biological process: regulation of DNA-templated transcription. The coding region runs from base 794 to 1465 and encodes 223 amino acids.